CGAUACUUAACAAGUAUGCAUUUUUCAUACCCGAUACUUACUUGUUUCUUUAUAAGUACAGAGCAGUAUUUUGGCGGUGAAUUGGAUCUGAAUUUAUUUUGCAUUGUGGUUUGUGAUUUGAAAGUGGAAUUGAUUGUAGUAGGAUAAGUUUGGGGUUUGUUGUGGAUGGCAUCUCCUCCAUUUGAGGUGGAGGAUCAGACCGACGAGGAUUUCUUUGAUAGAUUGGUUAAGGAUGAUGAUGAGUUUGAUUUCACUGGAUCUGGUUCUAAUGUUGGUGUAGGAGGUUCCAGUUCGGAUGAACUGAAAACGUUUUCUAGUUUAGUUGUUAGUGAAGUGGCCUCCUCGGGAGUGGAGGUAGAGCCUGGUGGCAAUAGUUUUAUUGGUUUUGGUGGUGGUCGAGCUGAAAAGGGUGGUGGUCGAGCUGAAAAGGGUGGUGAAGAUGGUGCUGAUUUGGCAUCAUUGGAUGUUAAGGAGGAUAAUGUUGUUAAAGGGAGCAUUAGUAUAAUGCAACCCAAUCUAAAUGAGUCUAGUAAAAAGGGGAUUGUAGAGGAGGGUGCACCAGAUGAGACAAUGGAUGAGGUGGGUGUAGCUUCAGGUAGUGGUGCAAAAGAGGUUCAGUGGAGUUCGUUUAAUUCUGAUGGGAAUGUUCAUGGUGUUAGUGGACGUGGGUCAUACUCAGACUUUUUCAAUGAGUUUGGUGAUAAUUCUGAGGAUCCUUUUACAGCUUCAGGGAGUAAGGAUUAUUCUGGUGCUGAAUUUACUGCUACUGGUGAUGUAUCAGGAAAUUUGGCUACUGAUAUGGGUUCUUCCAGUCAUUUACAAAAUCAUGAAGGCUCAGGAUCUGGGCAGUAUACGGGUGGGCAGGAUUUAAGUAGUAGUCAGUACUGGGAAAAUCUUUAUCCAGGAUGGAGAUAUGACCCUAGCACUGGGCAAUGGCAUCAGUUGGAGGAGUCUGACACAAAUGCGACAACAAAUGCCACCACUAGCCAUGAGGUUAUUUCAAACCAAAACUCCAAUGCUUUUUAUUUCCAACAAACAGCUCAGUCUGCAACAGACAGCAUAUCUGGGUACAGCGCAACUGCUAGUGUUUCUGACUGGAACCAGAAUCCACAAGGAAAUACUGAAUAUCCGACACAUAUGGUGUUUGAUCCUCAGUACCCUGGUUGGUACUAUGACACAAUUGCCCAGGAAUGGAGGACAUUGGAAUCAUAUGCUCCAGCUACAGAGCAGUCAGCAAACAUAGACUAUAAUCAGCAAUAUCAAGAUACAAAUUUCGAAAAUUAUGGAUCCCAAGGCAUAGACUCUCAAAAUAAUGUUAUGAGUUGGAGUGAACCUACUAACCACUACACUCAGCAGGACAUGAAUAUUUGGCAAACUCACUCGACUUCUGAGAAUGGAAUGGCUGUUUCUUCUGAAUCCAAGCAACAAGAAAACCUAUAUGGCACCCCUGGUCAUGUAGGCAAUCUAGUUGAACAAAAAACAGGGACUGAACCUUCUAGAUUGGUUGCUUUGUACAAACAGUCAAGUCAGAUGGUUGAUUCCAGCAAUGACUCCAGAUUUCAGAGCUUUAUUCCUGCACAACAGUAUUCUCAGCAUCAUAAUCAGAGAACUAUUGAGUCAAGCCAUCAGAUGCAGUUCAAACCUGCUUAUUUUGACACUCAGAAAUCCAGUAAUUAUUCUCAUCACUCCCUCCAGAGUGGUUCUCAAUUCACUUUAGCAACCAAAGAUAGAGGGUCUUCUGCUGGUCGCCCUCCACAUGCUUUAGUCACUUUUGGAUUUGGUGGGAAACUUAUUGUCCUGAAAAAUAAUACUUUGUCUCACACAAGCUCAGCUUAUGAAAGUCAGGGCUCUCCAGCAGGUGUGAUCAAUGUUCUGAAUUUGAUGGAAGUUGUCAUGGGAAACACUGAUGCUUCAUUCCUUGGGUUGGAUGCUUGUGAUUACUUUCACACAUUGUGCCAGCAAUCUUUUCCUGGCCCAUUGGUCGGUGGAAAUGUUGGAAACAAGGAGGUGAACCGGUGGAUUGAUGAAAGGAUUGCUAGCUGUGAAUCUUCAAACAUGGACUACAGAAGAAGAGAAACAUUGAGGUUGCUUUUAUCUUUACUGAAAAUAGCCUGUCAGCAUUAUGGAAAACUUCGUUCUCCCUUUGGCGCUGAUGAGACAUUGAAGGGAAGUGAUUGCCCAGAGUCAGCUGUUGCCAAACUUUUUGGGUCUGCAAAAGGAAAUUGGGUACAAUCAAGUGAAUUUGGUGCUCUUCGUUACUGCUUGCAAAACUUGCCUUCUGAAGCACACAUGCAGGCUACUGCUUUUGAGGUACAGAAACUUCUUGUCUCUGGCAGGAAAAAAGAAGCCUUAGAACGUGCACAGGAAGGUCAACUAUGGGGACCUGCUCUAGUUCUUGCAUCUCAGCUUGGUGAUCAGUUCUUUGGGGAGACAGUGAAGCAAAUGGCAGUUAAGCAACUAAUGGCUGGAUCUCCAUUGCGGACAUUAUGCCUGCUAAUUGCAGGGCACCCUGCAGAUGUAUUUUCCAGUGCCACAACCAGUAGUAGCAGUCUCCCUGGUUAUGCUAAUAUGCCUGCUCAGUUUGGAGCUAAUAUGCUGGAUGAUUGGGAGGAGAACUUAGCUGUCUUAACAGCAAAUAGAAUAAAGGGUGAUGAGCUUGUUAUUAUUCAUCUUGGAGAUUGCUUGUGGAAGGAGAGGGCUGAGGUUAUCGCUGCACACGCAUGUUAUUUAGUUGCAGAAGCCAACUUUGAGCCAUUUUCAGAGAGUUCAAGACUUUGUCUUAUCGGUGCUGAUCACUGGAAAUUUCCUCGAACUUUCGCCAGUCCUGAGGCUAUUCAGAGGACUGAAGUUUAUGAAUUUUCAAAGGUGCUUGGGAAUUCUCAGUUUCUCCUUCUACCUUUUCAACCAUACAAGCUUAUUUAUGCCUACAUGCUUGCUGAAGUUGGAAAAGUUGCUGAUUCUUUGAAGUACUGUCAUGCCAUCUUAAAGUCCCUAAAAACUGGUCGAGCACCAGAGGUUGACAUUUGGAAACAGUUAGUGUCUUCUCUUGAGGAUCGAUUAAGAAUCCACCAGCAGGGUGGUUAUAAUACGAAUCUGGCACCAACCAAACUUGUGGGUAAAUUGCUUACCUUCUUUGACAGUACCGCUCAUCGUGUUGUUGGAGGCCUUCCUCCACCUGUCCCUUCAACAGCACAUGGUAGCAUUCAACAGAAUGAAUUUAGUUACCACCUUGGAGGCUCAAAAGCAUUAGGUGGUUUAUCAACAACGCCUGCACCAUCCUUAAUGCCUUCUGCAUCAAUGGAACCUAUAAGUGAAUGGACUGGUCAGGACAGCUACUCUAUAAUGCCCAAUAGAAGCAUUUCCGAGCCAGACUUUGGUAAAAGCCCAAGAAAGGUCAAUACUCAGGUCAAUACAUUGAACAAAGCAAACUCAUCUGAGACUCAAGAAAAGGCUGAUGCAUCUGGUGGAUCAUCUCGUUUUGGUCGUUUUGGUUCACAGCUGUUCCAGAAGACUGUAGGGCUUGUCUUAAGAUCUCGACCCCACCAACAGGCUAAACUGGGGGAGAAGAACAGAUUCUAUUAUGAUGAAAAGCUCAAGCGAUGGGUUGAGGAAGGAGCAGAACCUCCCACAGAUGAAGCAACCUUGCCACCACCACCCACAACAUCAGCCUUCCAGAAUGGAAUGCCUGAUUAUAGUAAAAAUGAUACACCUAAAAUUGAAAGCUUCCAUACAAGUAGUGGUUCAGAGAUUAAAAGCCUAGGCUCUUCUGAACGUAAUUCAGGAAUUCCACCCAUUCCACCCAGUUCAAACCAGUUUUCUGCACGUGCACGUAUAGGUGUUCGGUCCAGGUAUGUUGACACAUUCAACAAGAGUGGUGGGACACCAGCAAGUUUAUUCCAGUCACCUUCUGUUCCAUCCGCAAAACCUGCAGGUGGUUCUAGCCCUAAGUUUUUCAUACCAGCUCAAGUUACCUCAUCUACAGUCAGCCCAAGUGACGAGGUGGUUCAAAACUCUGGAGAAAGCACACCAGAAACUUUUGUGAACAAUGCAAAUCCUUCAACAUCUUUUAAGGAGGAUUCAUCUGUGCCUCUAUCAUCAUCAUUAUCAAAAUCAGUAUUUCCAUCAUCAGUAACCAUGCAACGAUAUCCUAGCAUGGAUCAUAUUAUGCAGAAGAAGGCAGGAGUGGCAGAUGAUAAAAAUUCAGACCUUCCACACUCUAGACGAACGGCAUCAUGGAGUGGAGGCCUAGGCCUCAGCAGUCCUAAGGAACUAAAACCUCUAGAAGAAAUGCUCGGCACGUCAUUUUAUUCUGUCCCUUCAUUACACCAAUUUGACCCCCUGGGUGGUAAUUCCGGGGAUGAUCUUCAUGAGCUCAAACUUUGAGGCGGCAAGAAAACUAUUGUAAAUCAUUCCUCUGGCGAGUACAAUUGCGAGGACCGGGCUGGCUUAUGGGGGAGUUUUCGGUUUUUGGUGAAAUCUCUUCACUCUCUUUUCUUGUGAUACAUAUAUGUGUAAAGUAUGGUUUAAAUGCUCCUGCUUCUGCCAUUCCCACUUCAUUUUUUAAGCCUGUUAUUGCCCUGAAAACGAGUUGGGCAUCUAAUGGCAUGACAUUCCUCUUCAAAAUUUUGGUUAACAGACCUUGAGAGCCCUUGGUGGAACGAACAAGGUCCAAAGGCUUCCUACGCGUAGACAGAAACCCAGAAACUGGAAUUGCAUAGACAUUUUUAUUUAAUUCUCAAAGUAUUCUUCUCUCCUGUCAGUAUAUUCGUAAAAUAUGUUAGAAAAUAAUUCUUCUCUGGUCCAUUGUUGGACAAUAAUUGAAUAUUGGAAAAAUUAGACCUUUGCUUCACAAAGAGUUGGCUUUAAUUAUUUGCUAAUUCCAUUUUUUGUACUCGUACUUAUACUCUAUUUCCCUCGUGUUUGGAUCAUGGGAAACAAAGUUAAAAGGAAAUG
This is a messenger RNA of Rubroshorea leprosula, 4953 nucleotides long. Lineage: Eukaryota; Viridiplantae; Streptophyta; Magnoliopsida; Malvales; Dipterocarpaceae. The record is from the annotation of a GenBank genome assembly.